AUGUUUAAUCCAAGAAAACAACUACCCAAUAUUCAUAAUCCUGUCACAACCUUAAAUGACACUCACAAUUUUGAUUUCCAUGUAUCACAGAAACAUGGAAACAUUCAAUCUAGAGAUCAAAAAAUUGAAGAUGAUGAUGAAUCUGGUGCUUCUUCACCAGCCUUGUGGAAAAAUAGUCCAUCAAGAAGUCCAGUACAUCCCAUAAACUAUAGAUCACUUUCGCCAAAUUCUAGAACUCAAGCUAUAGCUAGAGGGCAAUGUGAACUCAUGGAAAUGGUCAAGAACAUGCCUGAAUCUUGUUUUGAGCUUUCUUUAAAGGAUCUUGUCGAGCAGACAAAAUCCUUUGAAUCUCAAAAAGAAUGCUUAAUUAAUAGUAACAGGGAGAAAAAUCAAGCUGUGAUGCAGAACAGAGUGAAUAUUAAGAAGAAUGAACAAAUUAAGAAAGCGAAGAUGAUGAUGAGAAGUACAAGUAUAGAGAAUCGAGGGGUAUUUAUCAAAAUGGUUUCCCCUGUUUCUUUGAGAUCAAAGAAGACGAAAAAGAAGAAUCCAUCAGCAAAUACAACUAGAGUUUCUCCUAAACCUGAAGAAUGUGAAAAUAUUUCUUCAAAGAAUUUGGAAAAAGAGUGGUGGAAGAAGAGAUUUUCUGGUUCAAGUAGCAGCAAUAGUACUGGAAGCAGUGGCAGAAAUAGCAGCAGGGGCAGCAGCAGAAACAACAACAACAACAGGAAAAGGGAAGGGUUAUUAAGCAGCUGUUGGUCAAGUUUAUGCUUAUCAGAGAAAAACAAAGUGAUGACUGAUUUAGAUUGGUGAUGCCCCUUAUCUAUA
This is a messenger RNA of Solanum verrucosum, 825 nucleotides long. RefSeq lists its product as uncharacterized. Bases 1 to 810 code for a protein of 269 amino acids. The transcript has 2 exons. The record is from RefSeq and is a predicted model, not a curated record. Lineage: Eukaryota; Viridiplantae; Streptophyta; Magnoliopsida; Solanales; Solanaceae.